This is a messenger RNA of Colletotrichum truncatum, 3756 nucleotides long. Its product is annotated as ankyrin repeat protein. The record is from RefSeq and is a predicted model, not a curated record. Gene Ontology annotation, molecular function: protein binding. NCBI's taxonomy places the organism in Eukaryota, Fungi, Ascomycota, Sordariomycetes, Glomerellales, Glomerellaceae.
AUGGAAAACUCGAGCAUUCAAGCCGACGCGACCCAAAGUCGAACAGGAGCGAAAAAGGGACAUUUUAGUAAACUCAAGGAGAAGCUAAGUCUUGGACGACAAAAGGUCUCAUUCGAAAGCGUCCAUCUGAAGCCCCCCACUGAGUCUUCACGCCCAACUUCACGAGCUAGCUCGAUCGGCUGCAGCUCCAUCAGUCCAGGCAAUGUUUCGGCAGAGACGGGCGAUGAAGGCUCUCAUGCGCCAGAGCCUAGUACAAGGCCGCUGUCGCAGACCGAGACUACAAUAGAAGAGAAUGGGGCGCAUUCGAAACCCAUAAUGCGACAGCAUGCUGUAAAGAUAUGGGGAAGCGCCCUAGAGGCCGUCACGAAAGACCCAAAAAUGAAGGAGUUCAUCCUAGAGUAUGAGGAUCAACUCAUAAAACUUGUCGAACAAGACAACAAGUCGAUACCCACCUUCACAACGUCGCUAAAGUCGGAAAGCCUAGAAGACUGCCUCAAAACGAUAGGUAUUACAUUACAAGACGCAGGGAAACAUCAGCAGGCCAAAGACACCACUCUAGGUAUCCUAACAGUGGUCAAAGGUCUCAGCUCGUUCGUGGGUUCUUUGCUGUCUGAGAGCCCUCCUGCAGCUAUGGCAUGGGCUGGAAUAUGUGCUUGCUUGCCCAUCAUUGCGACGCCAAUAGAACAGGACAAGAAAAUGAUCAGCGGACUAGAGUACAUCUAUGGCAGGGCACCUAUCUACUUCGAUUUACCUGAUGAACUCUUGCAACAUGACGGCAGUAGCACAGGCAUCAGUAAAGGAAUCAAGAAUGCCAUUCAGCCGUUGUAUGAAGGCACCUUGAAGUUUGUCAUGAUGAGUGUAUGCUCCAUCCAUCGGAGGAGGCUUCGUCGAUUCUGGGAUGCCAUUUCAGACCAGGCUAGGUGGGAAAAUCUGUUGGAUGAAAUCAAAGAGGCCGAAAAGAACCUUCAACUGGAUACCCCCAUUUACCAGCAGUCGAGAUUGUUGUACGUCGCCGAAGAAAUCAGAAUGUCCCUUCAAAAGAACCAUGAUCAGAAAGAAGCCAAGGAAAGGAAAAAGUUUCUAGACAGUCUUGGAGAGACGAACUAUCAAGUGCGUCUUGGUACUACCAAAAGACGGCUUGAUGGCACCUGCCAGUGGUUUCGCCAACACCCUAGAUUCAAGAAAUGGCUGAAUAGCAAGGAUGGUUUAUUAUUGGUCUCGGCAGAUGCUGGCUGCGGCAAGUCUGUCUUGGCUAAAUACUUGAUUGAAGAAGUGUUAUAUGAGGAGGAUCCUAAAGCCACUAUCUGCUACUUCUUCUUCAAGGACGACGAUCCACAGGCUCGGAGCUUUACGAGUGCCUCAAAGUCGCUCCUCCAUUGCCUUCUCUCAUCCAAAGAAUGUCUUCUGGAUGGCUGCAAAAAAGAAUUCCCCAACAGCCCCAGUGAUAUCUCUGGCUUUCGACAGGUAUGGUCUGCAUUUUCCUCGGCAUCCAGGGAACCAAGUGCAGGAUCAGUAAUUUGCGUCUUAGAUGCAUUGGAUGAGAGCGAUCCUGAACAGCGAAAGGACUUUUUGAGCCACAUUAGAAUGUACCUCAACAAAGACGAAAGCGUACGUGGAGCAAAGUUUAUCAUCACGACACGAGGAUACCCGCAGAUUAUCAACGAGUUUACUAAGUUUCCUUCUAGAAAAAUACAUCUAGAUGGUGACAACGAUGAAGAGAAAACCCAGAUCCAGAAGGAGAUCAGUAUCGUCAUGGACUAUCGCCUGCAAGAACUUAAAGAAAAAGUACCCGACAUCAGCGAGAGCACAUUGGACAUCAUACGCGAAGGGCUAUCGAGAAACGGGAAAGAACAGAGGACCUAUCUCUGGAUGCACCUCAUGUUUGAGCUUGUCGAAAAAAGGCGAUGGGGCAACCGUGCCAAAUGGAGAGCCCUGUUCCAGAAUCCUCCCGACACUGUCGCCAAAGCGUACGGAAAGCUCUUGGAGAGUGUUCAGCCGGAAUCCCGCAGAGAAGUGCGCACGCUUUUGGCGCUGAUCCUCGCUGCAGAGAGACCAUUGACCCUAAAAGAGCUCAGCAUCGCUGUUUGCGCCCGGACCAACACAGAAGAGUCUCAAAAGUUCGACUUUGACGAUGUUCUCGAAGAAGGUGAAUUCAAAAACUGGAUUCGUUGGGAGUGUGGCUCUUUCGUCGCCAUCCACGGCAGCAAGGCUUAUCUUAUACACCAAACCGCCAGAGAAUUCCUCAUGGAAGGCAACAACACAAAUCAGGACUAUUGGCAGGGUUCCAUUACAGAACGUGAAGCUCAUCGGUACAUGGCUGAGAGCUGCAUCUCUCUCCUUUCCAGCGAGCAAUUCGAAGAUCCAGUGUUUAACGACAACGCAUACGAGUUCUAUGUUCUUCAAAGACCAAGUGUGCAAAUCGACGAAGAGUUUGAAUGCCCUUUCUUGGAAUAUUCAGUUGUAUACUGGUUAGAUCAUUUUCAUCGCUGCCAGGAGCAACUUUCAUCAGAUGCUAUGGAUAUCAGCGAUAUAUCUGGCGCUUUCAACACGCGUUAUCAAAAGCUUUUCCGACAAAAUCAUUCACAUUGUAUUUCGGAGGCAAGCAGGUUUAUAAAUGAGCAAGAAAGGAAAACUUCACACUUGGGGUGGUGUUACCUCAUGAUGAGUGCCCUGCCUCCACAACGAUUUCCUGACGGCUACACAACGAGACUACGGAUUUCUGGAUACACUGACUAUGCCACACCAAUUGCUUGCCUUUUCGGCCAUAAGAGGCUUCUCAUGUAUUCUUUGGAAAAGCCAGGGGACAACAAAGCUGAGCAAGGCAGUGCCAGUUCAUGUAGAGGCACGGCGGAAGAUGACGGUCGCCAGUUCUCACUCGUCCACUUAGCUGCUUUUGGGGGAUCUGAGUGGUGCCUUCGAUACCUUCAUAGCCGUGGCCAUGAUGUUACUUGUGAAAAUCCGGAUGGCCUGACCCCAUUGCAUUUGGCAGCUGGGAAUGGCUUAAAACAAACUAUGCAGACCCUGCUAGGCCUUGGAGCUUCAGAGAAUGCACUGGAUGCUGGUCAAAGAUCACCAUUUGUCUUAGCAAUGGCAACCCGAGACGGCAGAUCUUACAUGAAAAAAUAUAUAUCAUCAGUUAAAGAUCAGGAGAACAAGAUGCGUGUGCUUCUGUAUAAUGCCGUCGUAGCCGAGGCGCCAGAAAAACUCGCAGUACAAACCCUGUCGCAGCGCACAAGCAACCAAAAUAGCACGCAUCGAUAUAUCCAGGCACAAAUUGAUUCGACAGAGCCGGAAUCAUAUUUUGUCGCUUUCAGGUUCACUUUCCCAGGACGACUGAUACAAGCUUUAGCUCAUUUUGAAGUCGAUUUCGAAUUUCGCUAUGAAGGCGGGCUCACCGCCCUCCAAAUUAGUGUUCUGAAGCCAGCACGUCUGGCCAAUACCUUUUGGCUGCUACGUAUGGGAGCGGAUAUGUGUGCCGCUGAUUCUCAUGGCAAUACACCUCUUCACAAUGCAGUCAAAGCUGCUAAUUAUAAGGCGCUGGAGCUGCUUCUGUGGUACGGGGCGGAAGUCGACGCAAAGGGAGAAAACGGCGAUACACCACUGAACAUGGCGUCCAGAGUGGGUAACCUCGUUGCAGCUUCUGUUCUGCUCAAGUACGGGGCGGACCCAGAGAUCAAGAAUAAUGAAGGGCUAAGCCCGUUGGAUCUGAAUCCCCAGCUGAAGCCGAAGGUUCGAUCAGCUAGUCCCAUCCUGUGA